AUGCCAAUAUUUAGUUCAUUUAAAAAAUUUGAUUUAAAUAAUAAUAAUAAUAAAAAUAAUAAUAAUAAUAAUAAUAAUAAUAUUAAUAAUAAUAUUAAUAAUAAUAAUAAUAAUAAUAAUAACAAUAAUAAUAAUAAUUGCAAUAUGAAUAAUUUAAAUAAUAAUAAUAAUAAUAAUAAUAAUAACAAUAAUAAUAAUAAUAAUAAUAUUGAAAAUAAUAAAAUUAAAAAUUGGAAAGUUUUUAGUGAUCAUUUAAUUAAUGAGGGAUUUUCAAUGAGUUCAGUUGUCGAUAUAGAAAGUGGUGAAGUUUCAUCAGGAUUUUCAAUUAUUGGAUACCAUGAAUUACAAGAAAUUUUAAAAUUAUUAUCAGGAAAAUUUACCAUCAGCAUAAAUUUAUUAUCAAGACGUUAUUUUAUUGUAAUGCAAAGUGAAUUCUUUGUGUCAGGUCAUGAUUCAAAUACCUCAUCAUUCUUAAUACGUAGAACAAAUAAUAAAUUAAUUAUUGGCACAUUUGAAUUUGGUAAAUUAACAAUGGAUAAAGCUCAUCAAAUCAUAAAUGACAUUUAUACUCAAAUUACAAAUUCAGACAAAGGAGAAAUAGUUUCAAAUUUAUUUAUUUAA
Molecule: messenger RNA, 621 nt
Organism: Dictyostelium discoideum AX4
Lineage: Eukaryota; Evosea; Eumycetozoa; Dictyosteliales; Dictyosteliaceae
Exons: 1
Coding region: 1-621 (206 amino acids)
Source: RefSeq, a predicted model, not a curated record